Messenger RNA from Salmo salar (Atlantic salmon), 1508 nucleotides. RefSeq names its product E3 ubiquitin-protein ligase NRDP1-like. The record is from RefSeq and is a predicted model, not a curated record. Gene Ontology annotation, cellular component: plasma membrane signaling receptor complex. Gene Ontology annotation, molecular function: zinc ion binding; ubiquitin protein ligase activity. Lineage: Eukaryota; Metazoa; Chordata; Actinopteri; Salmoniformes; Salmonidae. Gene Ontology annotation, biological process: protein ubiquitination; regulation of canonical NF-kappaB signal transduction.
AACUUGAGAGCCCGUAUCCAAAGCUGAAUUCCAAAGAAGAUUUAGUGAUUUUUUUCCCCCCAAGUAUGUCAAUAGAAAAACGAAAGAAAAUCAUUGUAUCCUAAAUGUUUUAAUAUCAUUUAAUUUAAAUAAUUUCGGACACCCCCAAGCUCUGGUUGCAUAGCACCGCGAGGAGGUGUAGGAGUGGCAUGUUUGCUAAACCAGCUACUAUACCUAGUUAGCAGAGGUCUGAAAUUGUCGCAGCAAUUUUGCUUGUGCCUCAAACACUCACUGGCAGCAGAGAACUGGAAGGAAAGGCGACCAAAGGAGGUGUUGGCUUUGGGGAUGACCAGUGAGAUAUACAUGCUGGAACGUGUACUAGGUGUGCCAUCCAAACCACUCCAUGUGACCUUUAACAGUCCUGCUGAGUAGGAGAAAUGAGGACCAUUUGUGAGUGAGAAAUUGGUGUGUAUCAGUGAUGUGCCAUGGGGUACGACGUCACCAGGUUCCAAGGGGAGGUGGAUGAAGACCUGCUGUGUCCCAUCUGCAGCAUGGUACUGGAGGAGCCAGUCCAGGCCCCACACUGUGAGCAUGCCUUCUGCAACGCCUGCAUCACCCAGUGGUUCAACCAGCAGCAGAUCUGUCCUGUGGACCGCAGCGUGGUGACACUGGCUCACCUCCGGCCCGUGCCCCGCAUCAUGCGCAACAUGCUCUCCAAACUCCAAAUCGCUUGUGACAACGCUGGCUUCGGCUGCACAGCCACACUGCGGCUAGAUCAACUGCAGUCUCACCUGAAGGACUGCGAGCACAACCCCAAAAGACCUGUCAACUGUGAGGAGGGCUGUGGGCUGGAGAUGCCGAAAGAUGAGAUGUGCAACCACAACUGCAUCAAGCACUUACGUGGUGUGGUACAGCAGCAGCAGACCAAGAUCUCUGAACUAGAGAAGAAUGCUGCAGAGCACAAACACCAGCUGGGGGAACAAAAACGGGACAUCCAGCUGCUAAAAGCAAACAUGAGAGCAAUACGCAGUGCAAACCCCAACAUGCAGAACCUGGAGGAGAGCAUUGAGUACAACGAGAUCCUGGAAUGGGUCAGCUCCCUCCAACCUGUGAGGGUGACGCGCUGGGGCGGGAUGAUCUCCACGCCAGAUGCAGUUCUCCAGGCGGUCAUCAAGCGUUCACUCAUCGACAGCGGCUGUCCUCUGUCCAUCAUUAACGACCUGAUUGAGAAUGCCCACGAAAGGAACUGGCCGCAGGGCCUGGCCACACUGGAGACGCGGCAGAUGAACCGGCGCUACUAUGAAAACUACGUGGCCAAGAGGAUCCCUGGGAAACAGGCGGUGGUGGUGAUGGCCUGUGAGAACCAACACAUGGGAGAGGAGAUGAUCCUAGAGCCUGGCCUGGUCAUGAUCUUUGCCCAUGGAGUGGAGGAGAUCUUAUAAUAACCCAACACUAGGAGCAGGGGGGGUCUAGCAUGGCAGAGAGGAGUGCAAACCGGACAUUUUGAGUCGUGAGUUAUUACUCCUCUC